GUAGCUCCGAACCUGCCGCGCAACGCUCGCUGCGAUUACGCACUGAGUCGCCUGCGUGACCGGUUGCUCCUCUGGCGACACAAGUCGACGACCUUGGCCGGCAAGGCCAUCAUAUUGCAAGCGGUCUGCCUCCCGGUCCUCUGGUACCAGCUAGCGUGGGUCGCACCGGACACCACGACGGCUGCAAUCAUCGACAAAAUGAUCCUCCAGUUCAUCAACGGCGAGCCGCCGGUCAUUGGCGCGGGUGCGCAAGGCCACCGGCUCCUCCAUCAAAGUAUUGUCUUCGCGCCAAAACACCAAGCUGGCCUCGGCCUCAAGCCGGCGCUUGUUACGUGGUCAGCGCGUCACCGUGGCCACUCGCUACGCUACAUGCAGGCCGCGCUCACGACGUCCCCGGUUCCGGCCUGGUCGUCGCCAAGCAUGGCUGUCGUUGCCAACGCAUACGCGCCGUGGGGCAACUUUGCCGACCUCGCCUUCGCCGACCCGUCGCUCCCCCGGAUCCGGCGCCUGCUUAAGUCAAAGGCAGUGCCCGACCGGUUCAAGUUCAUGCUCAAGUACUGGUUCGACAUUCGCGUGGGGCCGAGCACGCUUCCGGCGCCGUCGCCGCUGGUCCACGAACAACCGCUUUGGUCCAACCAGUUUCUCCCGGUAGAUAGCUGUAGUUACAUAGAAAAAGACCACAAGAUGGCACACUCGAUACGCCCGGACGAUGGCCAAGAU
Saprolegnia parasitica CBS 223.65 is the source of this 720-nucleotide messenger RNA. RefSeq lists its product as hypothetical. The annotation marks the transcript as partial. NCBI's taxonomy places the organism in Eukaryota, Oomycota, Saprolegniomycetes, Saprolegniales, Saprolegniaceae. The record is from RefSeq and is a predicted model, not a curated record. The transcript has a single exon.